Messenger RNA from Effrenium voratum, 886 nucleotides. NCBI's taxonomy places the organism in Eukaryota, Dinophyceae, Suessiales, Symbiodiniaceae. The record is from the annotation of a GenBank genome assembly.
AGUGCAUUGGCCCAAAGCAUCCCUUGUUGCGCACGCCAACAUGAAGGCGGUUCUGCUCCUUUUGGCCUUGGCCAAUGCAAAGGAGCUCACCAAGGAUAAUUGGGACGAGGCAGUCAGCGGCAAGACUGUCUUCGUGAAGUUCCUGGCUCCUUGGUGAGGACACUGCAAGAAGAUGAAGCCUGAUUGGGACAAGCUGAUGAAGGAGUAUGCGUCGUCCUCCUCUAUCCUCAUCGCAGAUGUUGACUGCACAGCCGGUGGCAAGAGCAAGUGCGAGGAGGUCGGCAUCAAAGGCUAUCCGACCAUCAAGUAUGGCGACCCAGACGACCUCCAGGACUACAGUGGUGGCCGCUCGUUUGAGGACUUGCAGAAGUUUGCGAAGGGCCUUGGACCAAUGUGCAGUCCAGCUAACCGAGACCUUUGCAGCGACGAGAAGAAGAAGCAGCUUGACGAAUACAUGACUCUUGACGCAUCCAAGCGCGAGAGCAUGAUCAAGGAGAAGGAGUCUCAGAUCGAGAAGUUGGAGUCCGACUUCAAGACCUUUGUAGAUGGCCUGCAGAAGCAGUACCAGGAGGGCAGCGACAAGAAGGACAAGGACGUGGAGGCAAUCAAGUCUUCUGGCCUUGGCCUGCUAAAGGCGGUGCAUUCUUAUGCCAAGAAGCAGAAGGGCGAGCUUUAGUAAAUUUAGAGAUUAGAAGUUUGCGCGUGCGACAUGUCGAAGUGUCGAACUGCCGACAUGCUCGCUGUUGAUUGGUUGGCGCUUGAAUUCAUGAGUUCUGCGAUUGAGGCUCGGCGAGUGUUCCAGCGGAAUGCCGGUCUCUGUUUUCAAGCGUUUCACCAAUGGGGCUAGGGCUUCGACCGUUCGGCCAGCGCAAGCUUUGACCGCUGC